Molecule: messenger RNA, 3880 nt
Organism: Lepisosteus oculatus (spotted gar)
Lineage: Eukaryota; Metazoa; Chordata; Actinopteri; Semionotiformes; Lepisosteidae
Gene: rmp64
Product: nucleolus and neural progenitor protein
Biological process (GO): positive regulation of Notch signaling pathway
Cellular component (GO): nucleus
Source: RefSeq, a predicted model, not a curated record
UUCCUUAUACAAGAAAUGUUAUAUAACCAAUAAAGUGAUAUUAUCUUAUCUUAAGAGGAAGGACAGGGUGCUAUGGAACAAAGCAUCAUUACACUAGGCCAUCUGUGUAUAGCCCUCCUGAACAAGCCCUGCAGAAAGAGUCAAAAGCAUUUGUUUAGAAGCCUUGAAAAGCACCAGUCAGGACAAAACAAAAUCCCCUAUGGAAGUAGAAAGGUUUGCGGGAGAGAUUACAGCAUUGGACCCAGGAGAGGACUAUGAUACCAGGGACACUACAAGGAGCAGCUGAGGAAUAUUCCAGCUUAAUCUCCUUCCCCACUAUCUCACAUUCAAUACAGAGGAAUCAAGGUAAUUGAGGAAACAUGUUGCUGAAGACAGUCAGGACCAGAGAAGAUACCUAAGAAUCACUGGAGGACUGCACAGAGUUUCAUCACUUUCCUUUGAUGUGAUGGUAAAAGGAACACCAGGUUACUGAUUUUUUUAGAGAAAAAUGCUGCUGGAGUGUGACUCCUACAACUUAGGAAAAUGGGGGAGAGCCAUCUAUUACUUGUAAUUCCAAAUAAUAUACAUUUAUUAAUGUACAGUAUAUAUCACUUUACCACACAGUUAUUUAGUGUUGAUCCAGUUUCGUGCCCUGUCCUCUGCAUUUCCUGCCUUCCUCAAAGGCCCUCUUAACAUAGAUGCUGGGUACCUAAGAAUCACUGAAGGACUGCACAGAGUUUCAUCACUUUCCUUUGAUGUGAUGGUAAAAGGAACACCAGGUUACUGAUUUUUUUUAGAGAAAAAUGCUGCUGGACUUGCCCUUUGGGACAUUAGUUUUGGUAACUGGGGCCCAUGGAGUUUUUUUGUACUGUUCUGUCAUUUAAGAAGUACCUCUGGUGGAUGAGUUGUAUUACGUGUUUUGUGUGUUGGGUAGACAGUUAUAGAAAUUAUUGUGUUAUAGGGAUACUUUUGUGUGUAGUAGAAUAGAGAAUUGUUCUGAAUUGUUCCCCAAUUUAAUUCAAACACCCCAUAAGAAUCCACAAGAAUGUGUUUUCUUUGCAAACAGAAAUUUUAUUACAGCUCUAUAUUCAGUACAGUACAAGAUUACAUGCAAUACAUGUUACAUGCACUCUCAUUUCUAUACUUCUGUCUUUCAGAAUGUACAAUUAUUUACAUUUCAACCAUUGACAUGGAUGGGGGAACCCCUGUUGUGUGUCCAUUUUCCUCCUGCCUGCCUCUUAAACUGUUACUAUCCAAACAUUAACAAGAGCCAUUUCAGGCAGGGUGUUAUGUCCUCAGCCUUUGUAAAAGGCCCAUUGCAAGCAACAAUAGGAGUCACAAUAUACUGUAUCACAAGAAUGUAUAACAUAUUUUCACCAAACAGUGCAUGUGAUGUGCCUAACCUGAUUCAAAUGUGAAUCAAUAAUGAGGAUUAAUAAUAAUAAUAAUAAAAUUAUUUACAAAUACAUAGCACACAAGUAUAAUUCAAUUGGGCAUUCCAAACCUCAAACCACUUCGCAGACAAUGGGGACUCCCCUCCACCACAACCAAUAUUGGGAUUAUUAAGAGGCAAUGACUGGUAAAGGCCAAUGGGGAAAUGUGGCUAGGACACUGGUGUUAACACCCCUUCUCUUUUCAAGAAAGGACUUUUUAAUAACCACAGAGAGUCAGGACUUAUCCGAAAGACGGCGUGUUUAUUUUUGGUAUAAUGUCCCUGUUAAUAUACCGGGACAGAAUGAGUGCACCCUACUGGUUCCACUAACUACAAAAAGCAACCUUAACUUUCCCGGGAGAUUUCUCGUCCAGGUACUGACCGAGCUCACACCUUCUUAGCUGCCGUGGGCUGCCAGUUGUGGAAAAUAGACUGAUAUAACAUCUGGACUUAUUAAAGACAUUGUCUGUAUAGGUUCAUGAAACUGAAACCAAAAUGUACACAUAGGUUGUGCUCAGAGAACGUAUUUUCUGACACCUAUUUUAUUUAAAAGUGUAGUUUAAAAAUCUUAAGGUUUUAAGUAUUGCAGGUUUAUAUUUCCCUUUUGUUUAGCAAUUAUCACCGGACACUGUAUUUUAAAUUUAAAUUACUUGCUUGAUCUUUUACUGCUGAUAGGAGGAAACUAACGUCAAAAACGCCCUUUUCUUGAGGUCUUUCUUUCAUUGGUUUAUCAGACAGCUCAAGGAUUCGUGACGCCGAGGCGUAUGUUUGGUUAAUUUUACAGCAUAGCACGGUUUCCUGAAAAAUUGCUAUGGAGCCGUGGAAUAAACUGGAUAUUGCUUUUCCCAGCGUAAUAUCUACAGUGGAAAUUCGUUCUGAUGGUUGUAUGGAACUCCAUCUGAGGUGCUUUCUCGAAGAAUGUGAAAAGGUAUUGAUAUUGUUGAAGAGUAAAGUCCUGCAGACGGAAAUUCGAAUUAUGAAUGCACUUCUAUAUGUCUUCCACCACAGACUGCGUCAGCACAAACCUUACCGGGCCUUUAAACAGGUUGAACAAUGUGUAAACCGCCUGCAAAACAUGAGACUGGAAGCUGCUUUCCAAGAUAUAAAGGAGAUGUGUCCGAAGAAGUUUGAAAAGUUACAGGGUUCUGAAUUUGCCCUUUAUGAAGUUCCAAGCCAGCCUGCACUGGAGUGGUUCUCUCUCAAAGUACUAGGAGCCAGCAAACUGAUGUUGAGUUUAAUGCAAUAUUGUUCUAAAGCUUUUCUAUUGGCUUUACAGCACCUGAACUGGAAAGAAUUCAUUAUUCUAAAUGUGGUCCUAUCUGGAGUGCUCAGCAGAUUGUGGGUGUUUUCCAGAGGCAUAUUGAAAACCUUGGUGUGUCUUUAUGAGAAGAUGUUUCCUUUUCUGCAAGAUGUGUCAAAGGUGCAAAACCUGACUUUCUUGAAGGACUUUGCACUUCCUGCUGACAUUAAAAACUUUUUGGGCCCUAGCUAUUUUGAAAUGCUCCAGAAGGAGCUGCCUAAAGUACCACUUGUCAAGGGGGUGCAAGUCCCUGCCAGGUCUGCUCUUUUGAACAGAUUUUCUUCUGGAUUUGAACAGAAAAAAGAGAGGACUGAGCCCCCAAAAGUGGAAUCAAUAAACCAAAAGAGCACUUCAGAACAAGAGAAAAGUUUUGAUUUGGGCAUCCCUGUGUCAGAAAAACGAUCUGAGGGUUUGGGUAACCUUCCUGGAUUGGAUGUGAAGGCUUUGUUUAAAAGACCUUGUGGUGCCACUAAGGUGACUGAAGGUGAUUGCCAUGUGCUUCCCAAAUGUUUGAUGAAGUGUCAAAGGGCUUCCCUGCUGGAAGAAUCUUUGUUUUGUAAGAAGGAAUCCUUUGUCUGCCAUAUAAAAGGGGUGGCCUCCUUCAGUGAUCUGACUGCAAGUAUUAAGGAAGUACUUGAGUGGUGCAAAGGACAGAGACUGCAGUGGGAAUCCAGAUGGCUGAGCUACCAGCAUCUGAAGUGCCAAAGACUAAAACACAUGGAAGCAAAGGGUUACCGUUUCAGCCGCAAGCUUAAUUGCUACAGAAAACAGACCUGCAGAAUCCUAAUCCCAGGAGAGAGUGCUAUGAGGAAGUAUUCUACUUCAAAUACAAAAUGGAGUGUUCGAAGUCUGCAGUCUAAGUUCCAGAUGAAGUGGAAAUCAUCCAGGCAACAUUCCAAAACUAAAAUGGACUUAACUCUUGUAAACCCAAAGGACACGACAAAAAAUACAGUUUCAAAUAGCAGCACGGAACAGGAAGAUAUUGAUAGCAUUUUUGCAUCCAUAGGCUUAUAGCUGUACAGAUAUUCUAAAGAUGAAAUAUUUAGGGAUUCAUUUUAUAUUCAAAUACUGAACUAAAUAUUUUAGAUCUAACAAAUGGAAUGAUAUGGAAAAACCGUAGUCUCUUAAAUUGUGUAGUAUGUGAGCACAUUGUGGGGGAAAAAGAGGUG